AUGCAGGUCCUCUGGAUGCAGCUCCAGAGCCUCCGGGGGGACACCUCCACACUCUCACCCGGGCUCUCCCUGCUCCCAUGGCCCGCUACAGUCGCUCCACACACCGGUGGUGCUAGAGAGAAGAUGAGCAGCGGAGGCCGGAGCCCAGAGCCUCAGGGGCCCGAGGGGACUCUGAAGAGGAAAGGGAGUCCCACUGAGCUGCAGCAGCCCAGCCCAAAGCGCGGCACCGAGCGUCGAAACCGCGAGCAGGAAAACCGUUACAUCGAGGAACUGGCGGAACUCAUCUUCAUCAACAUCAACGACAUGGACGACCUCAACGCCAAACCAGACAAGUGCGCCAUCCUCAAGGAGACGGUCAAACAGAUACGCCAGAUCAAGGACCAGGAAAAAGCAGCGGAGGUGGAGACGACGGACGAAGUGCAAGAAGCCGACGUGUCUUCGACUCAAACACUCAUCGACAAAGACGCACUGGGACCCAUGAUGCUGGAGGCGCUGGACGGCUUCUUCUUCGUGGUGAACAUGGAGGGGAACCUGGUGUUUGUGUCGGAGAACGUGACGCAGUACCUCCACUACCAGCAGGAGGCGCUGAUGGGCUCCAGCGUGUACAGCAUGCUGCAUGUGGGAGACCACGCUGAGUUCGUGAGGACGCUGCUGCCCAAGAGCCUGGUAAACCACAGCCGCAGCGACGCCUCCAGUCGCAACAGCCGCACCUUCACCUGUCGGAUGCUCAUCAACCCCCAGCCUGAGGGAAGCCCCGCCCCCUCCACCACGCCGACCAAUCAGGACGUGCCGCAGAAGUACGAGACGCUGCAGUGUUUUGCCGUGUCCGAGCCGCAGUCCAUAAAAGAGGAGGGGGAAGAUUUCCAGUCGUGUCUGAUCUGUGUGGCACGGCGAGUUCCAAUCAAAGAGCGAGCGGCGACCUCCACCUACGAGAGCUUCACCACGAGACAGGAUUUACAAGGGAAGAUCACGUCUCUGGACACAUCUCUGCUUCGCGCCUCCAUGAAGCCGGGAUGGGAGGACCUGGUGCGGCGGUGCAUCCAACGCUUCCACCUUCAGACGGACGGAGAGCUGAGUUUCGCCAAGAGACAGCAGCAGGAAGUCCUGCGCUGUGGCCACGCCCUCAGCCCGCUGUACCGGUUCACUCUGUCGGACGGUACCCUGGUGUCGGCCCACACCAAGAGCAAACUGGUGCGAUCGGCAAACACCCAGGAGCCCCAGCUGUACAUGUCCCUGCAUAUCCUCCAGAGGGAGCAGAACAUUUCCGACCUGAGCACAGACCCAGCAGCGCCCCCUGCUGUCCUGAAGCCCGGGUCUCCUCUGAGCACCUCCACGCUCUCUCCUCUCACCGGGGCGGUCUGCUGUGGCCCAGACCCCAGCUCCUGCACCUCACCCGGGCUCCAGACCUCACAGCCCAGCCCCUGCUCCUCCCCCGGCCUGAAGGCAUCCCGCCCGGUCUCCUGCUCCUCCCCAGGACCCCAGACCUCCCCGCCUCCCCCCUCUCUGGGCAGCCCCUACGUCUCCUCUGCUUCACACUCCCGCAAGAGCGACUCUCCACAGCCCUCGUCUGUCGGAAGCUCCUCCAACAAUGUCGGCUCAAAGUCUCCGGAAAAGUGUGCGCAGCCGCAGAGCCCUCCGAACAUCACCCAGAGCGCAGAGUCUGUGGGGGAGGGCUGUAAGGACGCAGACGCAGACGUGUCCAGCUCUCUGCUCAACGCCAAAGCCAACACCAAACUGCUGCAGCUGCUGACGGGCAGCCAGAGUAAACCGGACGCUCUGGAGGAGAGUUCUCCCGCUGACGACUGUAAAGAUGGAGACGGGGAAGACGGGGGAGAAGGGGGAGAUGGGGGAGCCGGGGGGAGCCAGCCGUCAUCUCUAAAGGAAAAACACAAGAUCCUGCACCGACUGCUACAGAACAGCUCCUCCCCCGUGGAGCUGGCCCGGCUGACAGCCGAGGCAACAGGUAAAGAACGUGUGUCUUCAGGAGGCGCUGCGGUGGUGGAUCCAGCAGAGGGCGCCGAGGCCGAGCGCAGAGUGGAGCCCGGGAGCCCAAAGAAGAAGGACAACGCUCUGCUGCGCUACCUGCUGGACAGAGACGAUAACGGCGUCCUGGACAAAGAGAUAAAGAUGGAGGCGAGCGAGAAGCAGAGCACCAGCGCAGAGGCGGGGUUUGGUGCACAGAGUGAGCUGGAGGAUCUGCUGGAGGACCUCCAAAGCAGCUCCCAGAUGCUCUACUCCACAGGGCCCCAGCCUCGUGCCCCUGCGGCCCCCCCUGUAGCUGACCUCAUCACCCCCCCCUCCUCUGCACAGAUGCAUCGUGGGUACCCUCCCAUCAGCCCCGCAGGCUUCAGUGGUCCCAGAGCCGUGCAGCACAGCAGAGCGCCCCCUACAGGACACAGCAUGAACGCCCAGCGCGCCUUUGCACCGCAGCGCAGCAGUGCGGCCGCGUACACACUCCUGCAGCAGCAAGGCAUGAUGGGAGCACAUGGCUGCCAAGAUGUGAUGACUCCGGCUCCAGUGCAGCAGUGGGCAGCUCAGGGGCCGCUAAGUGGAGGACACAUGAUGACCCAGGGGCCCCACACUCAGCACAGACUGGCCCCCGGCAUGAACCCAGCCCUGGGCACACGCGCUCCGGCCAGAGUGGGACUGCAGAUGAUUGGGAACGAGAUGGAGCUGUCGACCAGUUACUCUCAGCCUCCGCCCAAUCAGACGGCUCCGUGGCCCGAGCGUGCGAUGGCCGUGGAUCACUACGGAAACCAAAGCAGGUCGGGUUACUCCCAUCACGAGGACGCCCUACACUGCAGUGACGCUCACGCAGACGAGGGGGCGCUCCUGAGUCAGCUCUGCUCCGUGCUCAAAGACUUUGAAGGUUUGGAGGAGAUCGACAAGAUGCUGGGGAUCCCCACGCUGGUCGGACACGAGCAGGAGCCCCCUCUUUACACUCAGCACAUGCAGCAGUACGACGCCUCGUACCACCGCGCUGCUCUGACCGGACACAUGGGGCAGCAGAGAGUUGGAAACCCGGCCAUGAUGAGGGGCCCCCUGCACCGCCCAGGGGCCCCCACACACAUGGGGACUCCUCCACCCAUCAACCUGAGGAUGCAGCUUCAACACCGGCUGCAGGCGCAACUGAACCGACAGCCAAUGGGAAACCAAAUGAACCUGAACCUGCCGCUGAGGUCCAACGUCCCGUACCAGAGCGGUGUGAAUGCGCAGAUGUUGGCUCAGAGGCAGCGCGAGUACCUCAGUAACCACCUCCGGCAGAGACAGCAGCAGCAGCUCCACCAGCAGAGGGCGCUCAUGAUGAGAGGGCAGACACCAAACCCGCGGAUGGCCCCGACUCCACAGGCCUACUCCUACAGCAGCUACGGAAUGCCUCAGCAGCAACAGCAGCAGGACUCCUCUGGCUUCAGUCCUCUGCUCUCUCCCAGACACCAAGCCCCGGUCCAGAGCCAAGGACAGGCAGGCCCCCCUGUGUAUCACCAGCCCAGUGGGGACAUGAACGGCUGGGGCCAAAGCAACAACAAUGUGUACCAAAGUCAGUCCCAGUUCUCCCAGUCCACGAUGUUCUCUGACAUGGGCUCAGUGGGGACCAUAGCCGCGGACACGGGGAGCGAGGGCCUGAUCCUGGACCAGCUGAGUGGGAUGGACAUUCUGCCGGACGCGGACCCUUCUGCUAGUUUCUGUUGA
This is a messenger RNA of Knipowitschia caucasica, 3690 nucleotides long. The record is from the annotation of a GenBank genome assembly. NCBI's taxonomy places the organism in Eukaryota, Metazoa, Chordata, Actinopteri, Gobiiformes, Gobiidae.